AUGACCAAAUACGAGUUCGACAAUAGCGUGGCAGUUGAGUUUGAGCCUGAGAGACACAGUGAAGCCUGGCGACCAUGUCCGGAGCUGAGUACUGCAUUACGUUUGCCAUGCAGAUGCAAUGUGGUGCCUUUUGCGGCAACCGGACAACUUGGAGCUGUGGCCAUGGACUGCGAUCGCGUUGUCUUUCAUGGCGAUGCACCGCAGCUGCCUUAUGGCGCGCCCAUCGUGGCGUAUACGCAACGUUACAGCGGCCAACAAACAUUGCCCGCCCAGACAUUUGGACAGCUAAAGUUGCCCAUUGAGGAGCUGGAUUUGUCCAACAAUCUCAUACGACGCAUACCCGAAAAAGCAUUUGUUGGCUUAAAGGAUUCACUGAACGAGCUGCGACUGGCCAAUAAUUUACUGGGAGAUAAUCUCAAUCCCAUCUUCUCAACUGCCGAAUUACAUAGUUUGAAGAAUCUGCGACUGCUUGAUUUGUCGGGCAACAAGAUCAAGUUAAUUGAGGAGGGAGUGCUCAAGGGAUGCGUUGAUCUCAAGGAGUUCUACAUGGAUCGCAAUAGUCUGACAGCGGUGCCAGUCAAUUCUCUAAAUGGUCCAACUGCCCUGAGGCAUCUAUCACUACGUCAGAAUCAUAUAGCUACGCUCCAUCGGGAAUCCUUUAGUGCCCAGUCACAGCUGGAGAUUAUAGAUCUGCGUUAUAAUACAUUGCGCAGCAUUGAUAGUCAGGCUUUUCAUGGACUGCGAAAAAUACGGGAAAUUAAGCUGGCCGGCAAUCGCAUAUCCAAUCUGAAUAGCGAUGUUUUUGAGCAGCUGCCAAUGCUGCAAAAGUUGGAUCUCUCUGAGAACUUCUUUGGACAGUUUCCAACGGUGGCUCUUGUGCCCAUUCUUGGACUUAAAUCCCUGAAUUUGUCAUCCAACAUGCUACAACAAUUAGACCACACUCACAUGCAAGUGGUCAAGUCGCUGGAGAGCAUGGAUCUUAGCCGCAACAGCAUUACCAGCAUUCCGCCGGGCACAUUCCGUGAUCAGGCUGCACUCAAGUAUCUCGAUCUCAGCUUAAAUUCGCUGCGUACAAUCGAAGACGACGCCUUGGAGGGUCUGGAGAGUCUGCAAACUCUAAUCAUCAAGGAUAAUAACAUUUUACUGAUUCCUGGCAGUGCUCUGGGUCGUCUUCCACAGCUCUCCUCGUUACAAAUGGACUUUAAUCGUGUUGCAGCGCUCUCGUCCGAAAUUCUGGGAUCCCUGCAGGCGAGCGACAUUACCACACUAUCCCUGUCCCGCAAUGUCAUCCGUGAGUUGCCUCCUGGCAGCUUCCAAAUGUUCAGCAGCCUGCACACUCUCGACCUGGCCGGCAACUCGUUGGCCAUGAUCAAUGCGGACACCUUUGCGGGAUUGGAGAGCACGUUGAUGCAGUUGAAGCUGUCACAGAAUAGACUAACAGGAUUAGGCGGUAUGCCUUUGGUGCUGCCAGAGCUACGUAGUCUUGAUCUUAGCAACAACAAUCUUGGCGAGAUUUCUCCGACCAUUUUCAGUGAACUGGAGAAUUUGCAAUCGUUGAAUUUGAGUGGCAACCACUUGGCACCUCUGACUCCGGUGAUUUUCAAGCCGCUGACUCGACUUCAGAUCAUCGAUCUGAGUCACUGCAGCAUUCGACAGCUGAGCGGAGAUCUGUUGGCUGGAUUGCAGGAUCUGAAGCACAUUUACUUGAGUGGCAAUCAACUGCAGGAGUUGCAGGAUGGCAGCUUCUUGAACCUGUGGAACAUUAGCUCCAUUGAUCUGUCCAAUAAUCGCAUCAAUUCCAUUCGAGCUGGAGCCUUUGUCAAUGUGAUGCAGCUGAAGAGAUUGGAUCUGCAUGGCAACCAAUUGUCGGCCUUUAAGGGAGAGUUCUUCAACACGGGCACAGGCAUUGAGGAGCUGGACAUAUCGCAUAAUCAACUGAGCUAUCUGUUCCCAUCCUCCUUCCGUAUUCAUCCACGUCUGCGCGAGAUUCGAGCUGCCCACAACAAGUUCUCGUUCUUUCCCGCCGAGCUGAUCACAACGCUGCAAUAUCUGCAACACAUUGAUCUGUCCCACAAUCAACUGAAGACCAUCGAGGAGCUCGACUUUGCCCGCCUGCCGCGCCUGAGGGUGCUGCUCCUGGCCGAGAAUCAGCUGGACAUGGUCAGUGAAAUGGCCUUCCACAACUCGACGCAACUGCAGAUCCUCGAUCUGUCCAACAAUAAUCUCGAUCGCAUUGGCGAGCGCACCUUCGAAGGCCUUGUACGGCUGGAGCAACUGAAUCUCGAGCACAAUCGCCUCUCCGAGCUAUCCGACGGCGUCUUUGAGCACUCCAAGCUCCACAUGCUGGAGAGCAUUAAUCUGGCCCACAAUCAUUUCGAGUUUGCUCCUCUUAACGCCUUACAGCUUCGUCACUUCUUUGUGUCCUCGGUGGAUCUCAGUCAUAACCGGAUCAGAGACUUGCCUAGGGAUGACAGCAUCAUGAUGAACAUCAAGAGCAUAGAUCUGUCCUUCAAUCCACUCACUCCACAGGCUGUCCACAAUGUCCUCAACGAACCCAAGACCGUGAGGGAAGUGAAUCUGGCGGGCACGGGCAUCGAGGAAUUAAAACUGCUGGAAACUCCGUUCCUGCAGUAUCUGAAUUUGUCGAACAACAAGUUGCGUAAUAUCAAAUCGGAGGUGUUCCAACGGGUCACGUUGCUGGAAACCCUCGAUGUCUCCAGCAAUGAGCUUCAAUCCCUGGGCGAUCUUUCCCUGGCCUGGCCACAGUUGCAGGUGCUCCAAGAGCUGGACGUAUCCAACAACAGCUUUGAGCUCAUCUCCCAGUCGAACUUUGCCCAACUGGAGAUGCUGCGCACGCUCCGCUUGAACCACUUGAAACUCUGCAGCCGCAUCGAGAAGAAUGCCUUUAGGCCAUUACCCAAUCUUGCCACCUUGGAGGCUUACGAUCUGCCACUGUUGGGUUAUUUGGAUCUGCAGGGAAUUAUGGAGCUGCUGCCUGGUCUGGAAAUGCUGGACAUUGAGGUGAAGGAUGCGACAAUUGGCAGUGAACAAAUCCAGCCACUGAAGCAUCCUCGUCUCAGCUCCAUUGGCAUACGUGGAGAUCGUCUGAAGUCCAUAUCUUCGGGCACAUUGGCCGGACUCAAGAGCAACGAGCUGACCAUUAAGCUACAGAAUACCUCACUGAAUGCCUUGCCGCCAGCUCUGCUGUUCCCAGUGCCCCGAUCCUCGCAUCUCACACUGAACGUGGAGGGCUCCAAGAUAAGUUCGCUGGUGCCGCAAUUCUUAAAUGCUCUGGAGGAUCGUCGGGCCAGUCUGCAGCUGCAAGGAUUGGAGAGUAAUCCGAUUAAUUGCAAUUGUGAUGCACGUGCUCUGCGCCGUUGGCUACCUAACUCGGGUAUGCCCGACCUAACAUGCCAGGAGCCACCCUACAUGGCCGGUCGCAAACUCAUCGAGGUGGGCGACGAUGAGCUGACCUGCGACGCCCGACGCAUGACAUCAUCCACAGGUCGACCGACGACACCACAGCUGCAGAAGAGUUCCAGCCAGCUGGUGACACGAACCAGCAGCAAUCCCACCACCGAGGAGCCGCUGAUUAUCUGGAGUCUGGAGCCCACACAGCCGACGAUAAUGAAGAUUAAGACGAAGGCGCCGCUGAUGAAGGCCCAGGCGCCCAUAAUUGGCAACGAUGACACCCUGAUUAUAGGCAUUGUCGGUGGUGUAGUGGCCUUUAUAGCCAUACUCAUUAUCAUCAUUUGUAUCAUUCGCCUGCGCAUGAGUAAUGCAGAGUAUCAGCAGAGUGCUGCCAUGAUGGGCAUGCCCUCCAUGCAGAUGGGCGCCCACAAUGCCGCCUACAAUUACAAGAAUGGAGCUGGAGCGCCCACGGCUGCCCUCUAUGCUGUGCCACCGUAUCAGGCGAAUUAUGCCACACUGCCACAUAAGGCGGCCUCCAUACAUCAUCAGUCGACACAGAAUCUGACGCAGCGUCAGCAACAGGCUGUCCAACAGGCGGCAGCCGCCCAACAGGCAGCUGCUGUGGCUGCCUACUCGACCAUGUCACGGAUGUCUUACUUCAGUGGAGCUGGAGCUGGUGCGGCAGCGAGUGCUGAUGGUGGCGAGAGUUUGACGCAACAGCAGCAUCAGCCGUACAUCAUUUAUUCAGACGAUAAGGCAUAUAGAUAGACAAGACAUAUGGAUAGUCAAAUCUUAAGCUAUCAUUCUCCUCACAUUCUCCAUCUCUAUCUCAGUCAAACAGCAGCAGCAAAGCUGCCUAAAACAGGUUCUACACAAAUAUCAUAAAUAUUGUCAGCUUAUGUUGUAUAUAGACUUAGUACAUUCUAACUGUAUUUGUAUCUUAACAUAUUUAAGUCGAAUUGUCGCGUAUGCGUAAUAAACAAGUUAUAGUAUAAAUAUAAAUACGAGUACAA
Messenger RNA from Drosophila innubila, 4424 nucleotides. Its product is annotated as protein artichoke. The transcript has 7 exons. The record is from RefSeq and is a predicted model, not a curated record. Gene Ontology annotation, molecular function: protein binding. Lineage: Eukaryota; Metazoa; Arthropoda; Insecta; Diptera; Drosophilidae. The coding region runs from base 1 to 4179 and encodes 1392 amino acids.